UCGCUGCUGAGCGCGGGUCACGUGGUGAAGGAGCGGUGGCGAGUGGUGCGGCGUCUGGGCGGCGGCGGCUUCGGCGAGAUCUUCGAGUGCGUGGAUCUGUCGACCCAACAGUUGGUGGCUCUGAAGGUGGAGUCGACGUCGCAACAGAAACAGGUCUUUGUGGUCGACUGUCCCGUCACACCCCCUCUACUCCACCCGCAGGUGCUCAAGAUGGAGGUGGCGGUGCUGAAGAAGCUGCAGACGCAGUCGCAGAACGUGUGCCGUUUCAUCGGCUGCGGACGCAACGAGCGGUUCAACUAUUGCGUCAUGACUUUGUUGGGCAGGAAUUUGGCUGAAUUGCGGCGCUCUGUCCAACACAUCCACCAGAAGCCCGCCUUCUCGCUCUCGACGGCCCUCCGAUUGGCGCAACAGAUCCUUCACUGCAUUCAAUCCAUUCAUUCCAUUGGUUUCCUCCACAGAGACAUCAAACCAUCGAACUUCGCGAUCGGCCGCUCGGAAGCGACGGCCAAACGGGUCUUUAUGCUGGACUUCGGUCUCGCGCGACAGUACAUCAUCUCUAACACCAACGAAGUGCGUCCGCCGCGCGUCGCCGCCGGCUUCCGCGGAACCGUUCGCUACGCGUCGGUGAACGCACACAAGAAUCGCGAGAUGGGGCGACACGACGACCUCUGGUCCCUCUUCUACGUUCUCAUAGAAAUGGUCAACGGAUCGCUUCCGUGGCGUAAAGUCAAGGACAAGGACUCCGUGGGACUCAUGAAGAGCUCUUUC
Oppiella nova is the source of this 768-nucleotide messenger RNA. NCBI's taxonomy places the organism in Eukaryota, Metazoa, Arthropoda, Arachnida, Sarcoptiformes, Oppiidae. The record is from the annotation of a GenBank genome assembly.